Gadus morhua (Atlantic cod) is the source of this 894-nucleotide messenger RNA. It is a transcript of the gene stx1b, whose product is annotated as syntaxin 1B. Gene Ontology annotation, cellular component: SNARE complex; endomembrane system; presynaptic active zone membrane. Gene Ontology annotation, biological process: synaptic vesicle fusion to presynaptic active zone membrane; intracellular protein transport; exocytic insertion of neurotransmitter receptor to postsynaptic membrane. NCBI's taxonomy places the organism in Eukaryota, Metazoa, Chordata, Actinopteri, Gadiformes, Gadidae. The annotation marks the transcript as partial. The record is from RefSeq and is a predicted model, not a curated record. Gene Ontology annotation, molecular function: SNARE binding; SNAP receptor activity. The transcript has 9 exons.
GUAUGUGUAUGUGUGUUUCCUGAUCAGGCCAAGGACAGCGAUGAUGACGAAGAGGUGGUUCAGGUGGACAGGGACCACUUCAUGGAUGAGUUCUUUGAACAGGUGGAGGAGAUCAGAGGCUGUAUAGAGAAGCUGUCGGAGGAUGUAGAGCAGGUGAAGAAGCAGCACAGCGCCAUCCUGGCCGCGCCCAACCCUGACGAGAAGACCAAGCAGGAGUUGGAGGACCUCACAGCUGACAUCAAGAAGACAGCCAACAAAGUCCGCUCAAAAUUAAAAGCCAUCGAGCAGAGCAUCGAGCAGGAGGAGGGACUGAACAGAUCAUCAGCAGACCUGAGGAUCCGUAAGACACAGCACUCGACGCUGUCGCGUAAGUUUGUAGAGGUGAUGACUGAGUACAACACCACGCAGUCCAAGUACCGUGACCGUUGCAAGGACCGCAUCCAGAGGCAGCUGGAAAUCACUGGGCGAACCACCACCAAUGAGGAACUGGAGGAUAUGUUGGAGAGUGGCAAGCUGGCCAUCUUCACGGAUGAUAUCAAGAUGGACUCCCAGAUGACCAAGCAGGCUCUGAAUGAGAUCGAGACCCGACACACUGAGAUCAUCAAACUGGAAAACAGCAUCCGUGAGCUACAUGACAUGUUCGUGGACAUGGCCAUGCUGGUCGAGAGCCAGGGAGAGAUGAUUGACAGAAUUGAGUACAAUGUGGAACACUCCGUGGACUACGUAGAGCGAGCUGUAUCUGAUACCAAGAAGGCAGUCAAAUACCAGAGCCAAGCGCGCAAGAAGAAGAUCAUGAUCAUCAUCUGCUGCGUCAUCCUGGGCGUGGUCCUGGCGUCAACCAUUGGCGGAACGCUGGGCUUCUAGAACAACCUCUAACGCCCUGCCCCCCCCCCC